Helianthus annuus (common sunflower) is the source of this 2027-nucleotide messenger RNA. Its product is annotated as putative pentatricopeptide repeat-containing protein At1g12700, mitochondrial. Gene Ontology annotation, molecular function: protein binding. The record is from RefSeq and is a predicted model, not a curated record. The transcript is spliced from 2 exons. Lineage: Eukaryota; Viridiplantae; Streptophyta; Magnoliopsida; Asterales; Asteraceae. The coding region runs from base 183 to 1802 and encodes 539 amino acids.
GUGGGUGUGAGGGUUGUUAGGUCACAGGAGUACAAGAAUACCGAUCAAUUUCCUUCUCCGUUGGAGGAGGCUGCGACAAUGAUGAUGAUUCGCACCAAUUCUCUUCUUCAUCACGCUUUCUUCAAACUAACAGGUAUCAAAAAGUUUCCAGCUUGGAUGACGCCUUUAACCUGUUCGAUGAAAUGAUCCAGAGAAAACCCCUCCCAUCUGUUAUCAAGUUUAAUCAGCUGUUGAGUGCUCUUACCAAAUUGAACCAUUUUUCUUGCUCUCUUGACCUUUUCAAACAAAUGUGUGCCAUUGGAGUUCCUGUUGACAAAUACUCUAUGAGUAUUGCCAUCAAGUGUUGUUGUCAGAUGUCUCGCACAAAUGACGGUUUUGCACUCUUAGCUUCUUGCUUCAGACGAGCUGUUGUACCAGACGUGUUUGUAUUUAAUACACUCUUAGAUGGACUCGUCAUAGAAAAUAGGAUUGCUGAGGCAGAGAGACUCUUCAAGAAGCUCAUUAAGCAGAAAAUUUGUGAACCUAAUGUUGUUACAUAUUCCACAAUGAUUAAAGGGCUUUGCAAGUUUGGUAAUAAUGAUAUUGCCAUUGGUUUGCUUAGGCUCAUGGAUGAAAGAGGCUGUAAGCUUAAUGUUGUUGCAUAUAAUAUCAUCAUUGAUAGUCUUUGCAAGGACAAAAUGAUAGAGGAUGCUUUCAAGCUUUUCAAUGAAAUGGUAUUUGCCAAAGGCAUUCAACCAGAUGUCAUCACAUACACCUCUCUGAUUUAUGGCCUUUGUAACUUAUGUCGUUGGGACGAGGUCUCUAAGCUGCUAAAAGAAAUGGAGGAGGAUCUAAGGAUCUCUCCUGAUGUUAAAACCUUUAGCAUAUUAGCUGAUGCAUUUUGCAAGGAAGGUAGGGUGGAUGAAGCGGAGGCUGUUAUAGACAUCAUGGUUGAGAGAGGUGAGGUUCCUAACAUAGUGACAUACAGUUCACUUGUAGAUGGUUACUGUCUGCGAGGUGAGAUGACCAAGGCAAGGACACUUUUUGAUUCACUUACUUCUAAAGGUCUAGUCCCUACUGUUAUUACUUAUAACAGUUUAUUGAAUGGGUAUUGCAAGAGUUUGAAGAUAGAAGAGGCCAUGCAUAUGUUUCAUGAGAUAACAAGAAAAGGUUUGAAACCUGAUAUAGUCAGUUACAGCACCAUGUUACAGGGAUUGUUUCGGGUCGGACGAUGUGGAGCUGCACGCAAACUCUUUGAUGAGAUGCGAUCACAAGGCCUAAUUCCAGAUGAAUACACAUAUGGAGUAAUAUUAGAUGGUCUUUGCAACAACCGUCAAGUUGAAGAGGCGCUCUCUUUGUUCCAUUUGGUGGGUGAUAGCAAGCUAAAUUCAGAUAUUGUUGUGUACACAAUACUUAUUGAAGGGGCAGGAAAAUGUGGGAAGCUUGAUAUUGCGAAGACUCUUUUCCAUGACCUUACUGUAAAAGGCUUGCAACCUGAUGUUCGCACAUAUGCUGUGAUGAUUAGUGGCUUGUGUGGGAAAGGUCUAGUAGAGGAAGCAAAACAAUUGUUUCUGAAAAUGGAUGAGAGCGGCUGCCCACCAAAUAAUGCUACUUACAAUGUGCUUCUCCAAGGGUAUCUUAAGAAGAAAAAAUACGAUGAUGUAGAGAAGCUUCUACAGGAAAUGGAUGGGAGAAGUUACUCGCUUGAUGCUUCAGCUUCAGCGUUGUUAAUCGAUCGAAUCGCAGCUGGUUCGCUAUAUAGAAGUUUACUCAAGUUGAUUAGUAGGCUUAUGCCAAAAGAGUUGAUGGAGACUCCUUCCUAGAUAACAGCCCAGGAGUAUAAAUGUAGAAUGAAUCUGAAUGGUGUGUGUGGGUUAUGAUUCAUUUGUGGGAUGAGAAAUGAAGAUUGUAUCUAUGAAAUGUAGGAAGUAUGAAAUAUGUACCAAAUUUUCUUUUGAAUUAUAAUUAAGAAAAUUGCACGCCUGCACCAGUUGAAAGAAAUAUAAAAAGAUUCCUUUUUUUUUAUAAGAAACAAGUGAAGAAACCAA